AUGAACAAAUUCUCUGCCGACUACUCGUCGAGUAUCAACUCGACGCCAGGCAAACCUCCUCCACGGACGCAUCUAUUCUCUUCCAACGACACUCACCUUGCAAGCACUACUCCUAUCGCACCUCCACCGUCCCAGAUCUUCGGCAGCUCGACAUUUGGCUCCGGUGUCAGUAAGCUGCAACUAUCCAAAGCCUCCAGAUCAUCACCACCGGCCCGCCCGACCAACUACAAUUCUGCACUCCCUCGGACCAAAAAUGGCAGUCCUGCAAAGACAGCCGCGAGGGCGUACCACACCUCUUUCAACACGUCACUAGCCUCCGAUUAUACUACUCGUGGUGGAGAUGACUAUGCGGAUCAAGACAUGGAAGAGGAGGACUACCAGGAUGACACAAACCUGUAUCUCGCCCAAGGCGUCCGUUCCGUCAAUCGGCAGUCUGCUGCUUCGCUCCUCAAGUUCAGCCAACGGGAUUCAAGAACGUCCAAUCCACGUAGAUCUCUGCGCAACUCGCGGCUCUCCGGCCUGCCAAAUAAAGGGAACGACUCGCUCAUCCCAAACCUGGCACGUGAGUUAGCGGCGAGAUCGCAGUCUGCGCCCUUGACCGAACCUGACGAGGUCAUCCUCAGGACGGAACAAAUCCUUCGCCAAUUGGACGAGCAAACCCAAUAUCUCAAAGACAACAACAGGAUUUUACGGGAAAUCACUGAACAUGUGUAUCUCCUCCUUCAGGAGUGGCAACGGUUCAUUGAAGACGACCGGCCUUCGCUUGACAGCAGCGACAUAGGCCCUCGGCCUUCAGCAGCGCCCUUUGCCAAAGCCAACUACCUUGCCUCCUUGCUCUUAGCUCUUCAUCACCCACCUCUUUCGUCAGAUAACGCCGUUCUUCCCACCCCGCAGAUCCUGCUCGACUGGCUGGAUACCUACCACGUCUCCUACGAGCCGCUAUAUCGAACAGUAGUCUCUACUCGACCAAACUGCACAUCGCAUGACCUUUUCUGGGACGCAGUGCAGAGCUUGAUGCUGCGAGGAAAGUUUGACUUGGUUAUGCACCUUUUCGCCGAGGCUGAUUUCAGAUAUGCUGCCUCUGCGGUGGACGACGGAAUGCCCGAGCCUGGAUACAAGGGCGCACAACUUCAGUCGGUCCAGAGUGUUAUAUACAGAGCUCGCGUUCUUCUCAAUUCCUGUCCGGUCGUCCAGUCCGGGGACUGGAACGUGGUAGGACCUGAUUGGGACCUCUUCCGCACCCAGGUUGAAGCAGAACUAGACAGUUUGACUGAUCUGGCAGCUUCUCAAACUGACGAAGACGCGGCAUCUUUCGAGGCCGAGAACUUUGGCCUCCGUAAGCAUGGCAUGAGCCUCCUGGGAAAACUUGGUCAGAGUACAUCAUCAGCUAUUCCCUGGACAAUCUUUCAGAACCUCAAAAUCCUCUACAGCAUCCUCCUGGGCAGUGCUGAAGAAAUUGCCGCUCAGUCACAGGAUUGGCUUGAAGCUGCCACGUCAUUGACCAUAUGGUGGGAUGGAUCUGUGGAUGCUCCGGUCGCCCAGUGGAGCUUCGAUGUGAGUCGUGCUAACAACAUGGCUCAAGACGUCGAAGAUAUCAACCCCUAUCUUGCUCGGCUGCGAGACUCCUUCCUCAGCGUAACGGAUCCCAACGACACCAAUUCAUUCCAGAUCAACGCCAUGUCACCGGUUGAAGUGGGUCUUGGAGCCAUAUUGCAAAGCAGUACUCAGAGUGCAUUGAUCGUACUGCGAGCUCUGUCUCAAUGUAUAGCGGCGUCUAUUGUCGAGAUCGGGACAAAGGCAGAGUGGAUUGAAGGUGAUAAUGAUGUUCGACCCGCUGGACUGAAUGACGACGACCUCAUGGUGCUAAGCUACGGUGCUCCUAAACAUGGUGUUACUAAGGACGACAUCCUCACGGGAUACGCAGAGCGACUUUUCGAAAAGCCUGUUUUGCAACUGCCUGAUGGAUCCGCCGUCGAAGGCUGGGAAGUCUCCAUUUCUGUCGUUACCAGGCUAGACAAUCGUCAGGUAAUGCACACUGCUGUCACCGGCUUUCUCGAACGACUGGAAGUUGUAUCUCAAGAUCGCGCCGAGAAGCUCACGAAUUUGUGUUCAGACCUUGGUCUUCAGGACGAGGCACGUAACGUGUCGGAUCGGUUCGGUGACUAUCUCGUCAACAACACGACUGAAUAUGGAACAGCCCUGCUAUGUUACGCUCGGAGCCAUGCAUCACACAAAAUCCGUCAACUUAUUGAUCUGCUUGUCAGUUAUUCGCUGGUGCAGUCCAGGGCGUACCCACCAGAGGAAGAGAUGGACGAUGGGCUGCAGAGUCUGGUGCAGAAUCCCAGAACAGCGUUAUCCGACAUCGCCGAAGUCGACCCAGAAGCUGCGGAGAUGUUACAGUUCUACCUUGUCGGCUACGCCUGUUUACGACGAUUCUACACUCUGCGAGAUGAACGAUCCCUCUCAAAUGGCCAAGGCAGUUCAUCGAACCUACGCCCCCUUGCGCGCCGGCGUGCUGCAGCCAAGGCUCUGGUGGCUGCCAUCAGUAGCGCCGCGGACAGCAUCUACGGAGGUUUGUACGAUCCAGAGCGCCAGUCUGCAAUUCAAGUCGACGGACUGCUGACAUUGUUUGGGGAAGCCACUGCCCUUCUUGCGAGCAGCAGCACUUCUGGCAAACAAUGCUUCACCUCCCAGCAGAUCUAUGCGCUUCUCGCGGCCAUUGAGGAUCUCUCCACCGUCUCUACGCGCGUGUAUGAUGCCACGGAAGAAUGCCUGCAGGCAGCGCUGCGAAACUAUCAUGGCUCCCAGCCGCCCAGUCCGCAUGCGAUGCUGAAGAAGAGUAUGUCGUCGGGCACCAAUUCCAAUUUCAGCUUCAGUAUGAUGGGCUCGGAGAUGCUGGCGAGGAGUGGUAUUACCAGCACUGGCGCUGGAAGCAAGAGCGCGGGGAGCAGUGGAGUGCUGGUUCCAGAUCUGAAAGACCAGGUUGUUCGGGGAUGGGAUUGGCGAGAGAUGUUCAAGGACAACGUUGUCAGCGGGCGGGAUGUGGUCAAAGUGUUGAGGAUGGGGCUGGCGGAGGAGUUGAGCAUGGUCGAGCUGGAUGAUGUGGCUUGA
Capronia coronata CBS 617.96 is the source of this 3111-nucleotide messenger RNA. RefSeq lists its product as uncharacterized. The transcript has a single exon. The coding region runs from base 1 to 3111 and encodes 1036 amino acids. Gene Ontology annotation, cellular component: nuclear pore outer ring. Gene Ontology annotation, biological process: positive regulation of DNA-templated transcription; protein import into nucleus; mRNA export from nucleus. The record is from RefSeq and is a predicted model, not a curated record. Gene Ontology annotation, molecular function: structural constituent of nuclear pore. Lineage: Eukaryota; Fungi; Ascomycota; Eurotiomycetes; Chaetothyriales; Herpotrichiellaceae.